UGCCUUUUUGAUUUUAUUAUUAUGGAGAGAGAAACAAGAAUCCAGAGAGGAUGUUUAUAAAGUUGGAAGCCAUCUAGAGGAAGAUUUGAGAGUUGUUUUAGUCGCAGCUGAGGACGAGAGGGAGAGAGCGCGGCAAUCUCGAAGCUAGUUCAAACUAGUGGGAGGUUGUUUGCAGAAACUGCAACCAAAAACAGCAGACAAGAACAAAAAUUUCACAAGGAAAACGGUAGAAAGAGGGGUUGAAAAUCAGUUGAUACAUAAAAAAAUAUGGCUCGUGGAAAGAUUCAGAUGAAGAAAAUCGAGAACCCUGUUCACAGGCAAGUUACCUUCUGCAAGCGUCGUGCAGGGCUUCUUAAGAAGGCUAAGGAGCUCUCUGUGCUGUGCGAUGCUGAAAUUGGCGUCGUCAUUUUCUCCGCUCAUGGAAAGCUUUAUGAACUAGCCACCAAAGGAACCAUGCAAGGCUUGAUUGACAAGUACGGCAAGACUUGCCGGGGAAGAGCUCCGGCUGAGCAAGCCAAAGAAAAGGAACCUCUGGACCCAAAAGACGAGAUAAGCAAGCUAAAGCAAGAGAUUGAAGUCCUCCAGAAAAGUCUAAGGUACAUGUCUGGAGGAGGAGCUGGGACAAUGACCUUAGAUGAACUGGAUGUACUCGAGAAACACCUCGAAACUUGGAUAUAUCAUAUACGUUCGGCAAAGAUGGAUAUCAUGUUUCAAGAGAUCCAGUUACUGAAGAAUAAGGAGGGAAUACUGAAGGCAGCUAACAAGUACUUACAAGAAAAGAUGGAUGAACAGCAUAGUGUUGUUACUGACAUGGUGCCGCUGAUGACUACUGCUACUAACAUUCAAUAUCCACUAACUAUACACAGUGAGAUAUAUCAGUUCUAAUUUUGAGUGCUUUUUGUGUAAUGAGUAUUUAACUGCAGACUAGUGUUUCGCCUCUUGAGACUUGGUGAUUUCAGAGAAUAAGUUUGGGUCUUUUAUUGAACCUUCUUGUUGCAUGUAUAAAUCCAACUUUAUAUACUUCUUUUACAUCAAACUUUAAAGAGUUGAUGUUGGUUUGUAGUAGUAUAAUAAAAAUGAGCAUGUGUGGUGUGCCCUUUUUAGUCUUUUGAUA
This is a messenger RNA of Coffea arabica (coffee), 1114 nucleotides long. RefSeq names its product agamous-like MADS-box protein AGL12. Gene Ontology annotation, biological process: positive regulation of transcription by RNA polymerase II. Gene Ontology annotation, cellular component: nucleus. Lineage: Eukaryota; Viridiplantae; Streptophyta; Magnoliopsida; Gentianales; Rubiaceae. Gene Ontology annotation, molecular function: DNA-binding transcription factor activity; RNA polymerase II transcription regulatory region sequence-specific DNA binding; protein dimerization activity. The record is from RefSeq and is a predicted model, not a curated record.